AUGGCAAACGAAGACCAGGCCAAAACGGCCAAUGAAAAGGCUACAGCGAGAGCUUCGCAGCUAUCUGCACAUCUGUCGUCCACGAACGACGAGAACGGAACUCCACCCAAUGCCGGUCGACGUCGACGUCGGAAGGAGAAGGAUGACGAGUUACCGGCUGACUAUAGCGACAUUCUGGGCCAAUUGAAAACCCUUCGGAAGAUGGCUGAUACCCCAAACAAUGAACGACGAGGAUACAUCCGACAGAAGCAAUCCGGAAAACUAUGGGUCCGCGAACGAGUAUACAAACUACUCGAUCAAGGAUCGUUCAAGGAAAUCGGAGGUCUAACUGGAAAGGUCAAAUGGAAGCAGCUCGGCGGUGAGCGUGAGGAGCCCGAAGACUACACGCCUCACAACAACGUUCAGGGUUUUGGCAAGUUGAACGGGAGGCAAAUCGUAUUCACAGCGGACGACUUCAGUAUUCGUGCCGGCCAUCAAGAUGGGCAUCUUAUGGCGAAGACACUGUACACCGAACAACUUGCGAUCAGCAUGAAGUUGCCAAUGGUCAAGCUGACGGAUGGAUCUUCCGGUGGCGGCAGCAUCACAUCGAUUGAGUCGAGCGGUUUCUCUUAUGUCCCGCCGAUGCAGGGCUUUGACAUCGUAGCGAAGCAGCUGAACAUGGGCAUUCCCAACCUCGGAGCUGUCCUCGGGCCGGCAAUCGGGCUGGGAGCAGCUCGUGUGGUGUCUUGCCAUUUCUCAGUGAUGGCCGGGGACAUCGGCAGCUUGUUCAACGCCGGACCAUCGGUCGUCGAGAAGGCAACAUUUGAAGAAGGACUCAGCUUCACUGAUCUCGGCGGACCGGCAAUGCACUGCACGAACGGAACCAUCGACAACUUAGCAGCGGAUGAGGAAGAGUGCUUUGAGCAAAUCCGGACCGUACUGGGCUAUCUGCCGAAUUGCGGGACUAAAGUGCCUCCGGUCGUACAAUGCGAAGAUCCAGUAGAUCGUGUCAGCACAGAACUCAGGACGGUGAUUCCCAGGAAAAGAGAAAGAAUGUACGAUCCGCGAAAGGUCAUCACCACAGUUGUCGACGCCGGAAGUUUCUUCGAAAUUGGCCACCUGUGGGGUCGAACGGCCAUCGUCGGGUUGGCGAGACUGGGCGGGAGACCUGUGGGCAUCAUCUCGAACAACGCAGAAAUACUCACCGGCGCUAUUGACGCAGCCGGCUCGCAGAAGUUGACGAGACACCUGAAGUUCUGCGACAUCUUCAACCUUCCGAUCUUGCAAUUUGUCGAUGUUCCAGGAUACGCGGUGGGCACGGUGGCCGAGCGGACAGCAACAAUGAGAUGGGGAGUCGAGCUCACCAAGGCAUACUACACGACCACAGUACCGAUAUUCAGCGUCAUCAUCCGGAAGUGCUUCGGUGUAGCGGGCGGUGUGAUGGUUGACUGCAGAACUCCACGUACUCGGAUCGCAUGGCCCUCUGGCGAGUGGGGGAGUUUGCCGCUGGACGGCGGCAUUGAAGUUGCGCAUUCGCAUGAGUUGCGCCAGAUUGAAAAGGAGAAGGGCGUGGAGGCGAAGAACGAGAGGUACAAGGAACUGCAGACGAUGUAUCGGCGGUUGAUGAAUCCAGUGAGGACGGCGAAUCACUUCAGCGUAGAGGACAUCAUCGACCCGGCAAAGACCAGAGGAUUGGUCGCGGAGUGGCUGAGGAUGGUGUACGAUGCGGAAUUGCCGGAAAGAGUCAUGCACAGGAUGUGUGGGAAGCUGCAGCCAGUCUAUGCUUAG
Molecule: messenger RNA, 1767 nt
Organism: Zymoseptoria tritici IPO323
Lineage: Eukaryota; Fungi; Ascomycota; Dothideomycetes; Mycosphaerellales; Mycosphaerellaceae
Exons: 2
Coding region: 1-1767 (588 amino acids)
Molecular function (GO): propionyl-CoA carboxylase activity
Source: RefSeq, a predicted model, not a curated record